This is a messenger RNA of Lycium barbarum (goji berry), 3059 nucleotides long. Its product is annotated as protein DETOXIFICATION 33-like. Lineage: Eukaryota; Viridiplantae; Streptophyta; Magnoliopsida; Solanales; Solanaceae. The coding region runs from base 1160 to 2698 and encodes 512 amino acids. The transcript is spliced from 6 exons. Gene Ontology annotation, biological process: xenobiotic detoxification by transmembrane export across the plasma membrane. Gene Ontology annotation, molecular function: xenobiotic transmembrane transporter activity; antiporter activity. Gene Ontology annotation, cellular component: membrane. The record is from RefSeq and is a predicted model, not a curated record.
CUCUCAACAGAUUAUAAGGUCAGAUACCUGUUAUUUCAUCAACCUUUCUAAGGUCUAUAUGCAGUUUUUGGCUCUUUGUUGACAAUUUAAACAGUCUUUUGCUUGUUUAAAUAUCCUUUUGAUAGUUUUAAUUUUUAUUUUUUUUUCCUUGAAUUAAGAUCUAAUUUUUUUAAGUUUUCCCUAGUAACAUGGGUGGAUUCCCCUCUCUGCAGCCCUUCUUUUUUUAAAUUAUUUUCUCAUUGGAUUCUUUGUUAAUUCAAUUUUCUUUCAAGCAUGGUAUAAAUCUAAGUAUCUGAAUAUUUACAUCUAAUCUUGAUAUUUUUUUUAACAAGAAAAUUUCCUGUUUUAUACACAGAAACAUAUAUGCACCUUAUUUUGUCACUGAAAACAGAUUGUUUGACAGAUAUGCUAUUCGUCAUUGCCUAGAUACAAGUAUACAACUGAAUCUGCAUUUUUUUUUUUAAAGGAAAAUCAUUAAACAAAACCUGUUAAAUGGCGCUUUUUAAGAAAGUCAAUCAAGAAAACUGAAUCAUGCUAUUGAAGAUUUAUUAAUUUUCCUUUGGUAGUUUUUUUUUUCCUUUUUUGGAAAAUAAAAGGUUAAUAAGAGAAUAAGAUGAAGUAAACAUAGGCGUCCACUAGACCAAACUAUUAUCUCAGGUAAUAUUUCUUUGGAAGGACUAGAUCUGCUCAGUUAGAAGCUUGUAAAAUGCAAAUAUUUGACAGCUCAAUUUUCAGUACCGUGUACUUAAUUUGGUUGUUGUGGAGACAUAUCUCAAUCCAUAUGUGACAAAAUACUUGUAUAUUUUACUACAAUUGACUAAUAGCUAGAAACGUAUACACCACUCUGCAUAUAACAAUAAUUUUGUAUAAUCCCUAUGAGUUUAAUGGUGUUUUCAAUGAACUAGAGAGAAGAUAUUAUCCCACUCUUAUUCUUUUUUUUUUUUUUUUUUUUAAAUCGAUAAAUGGAGGGAUCGACUAAGAGCAGAGGUGAAUUUCAGAAUCUAGAGUUAGUGAAUUCAGAAUGGAUGUGUUUUUAUUAUAUGUAUCUACAUUUUUAAUUAUUUUUUUGGACAUAUCUAUAGUUUGAGCCAACAGACCACUUAUUUAUUGUGUAUGCUACAACAGAAGUGACAUUGAAGUGUUGCAAGAGCAUCCAAAAAUGGAAGGAAAGCCUUUAAGAAUAUGGAAGAAAGCAAUGUACUUUCCGAAUAGGAAAUUGAUAGCAAAUAAAUGGUGGGAAGAAUUCAAGAAAGUGUGGCAUAUAGCUGGACCAGCUAUUAUAACUUCAGUUUCUGUGUUCUCUUUGGACUUUAUCACUGCUGCUUUUGUUGGUCAACUUGGAGAUGUUGAGCUUGCUGCAGUAUCAGAAGUUCAAAAUGUUCUACUAGGCUUCAUAUUCGGAAUAUUGUUAGGAUUAGGAAGUGCACUCGAGACGCUUUGUGGUCAAGCAGUUGGUGCUGGAGAAUUCAACAUGCUUGGAAUUUACUUGCAAAGAUCAUGGAUUAUUAGUAUGGUGACAACAUUGCUCUUGACACCGGCUUAUGUAUUCGCGUCUCGAAUACUAAGGCUCCUACAUCAAGAUCCAAAAAUAUCUGAUCUAGCUGGUAAAUAUGCAAUUUGGAUAAUUCCUGAAAUAAUUGCAAGUGCACUGAAUUACCCCACAGAGAAGUUUCUUCAAGCUCAGAGCAAAGUUUGGUUCAUGGCUUUUAGUUCAAUCUUGACAUUGGCAAUUCAUGUGCUGUUGAAUUGGAUUUUUGUGACAAAGUUGGGUAUGGGACUGGUUGGUGCUGCAAUAGCUGGGAAUAUAUCUUUCUGGAUAUUAACUGUGGUUAAGAUUAUAUACAUUGUGGGUGGUUGGUUUCCUGAGGCAUGGACUGGUUUUUCAUAUUUGGCUUUUAAGUCAUUAACCAAAUUCUUGAAGCUCUCAAUUUCCUCAGCAGUAAUGUUAUGUUUAGAGGUAUGGUACUAUACAGCAGUGAUCUUAAUUGUAGGAGGCUUGAAGGAUGCUGCAAUUGCUAUUGACUCAAUAUCAAUCUGCAUGAAUUUGCAAGUAUGGACACUAAUGGUUGCUCUUGGUUUCAGUAUAUCAGCCAGGUUAGCAGUUUCAAACAUCUCUUUUUGGUUACUUUUAGUAAUUGAUAUUAAAGUGGAAUUAGAUUGGCUCAAAUAUUAUGUUCCAAAUUUCAGUGUGAGAGUUUCAAAUGAACUGGGGGCUGGAAAUCCAAAAGCUGCAAAAUUCACUGUCGGAGUGAAUGUCUUGAUAUCAGCAAUAGUUGGAGUCUUUUUUGCAGUUAUCAUAUUGGCCACGAAGAACCAGUUUCCAAGAAUGUUCUCGAAAGAGCAACAUGUAAUAAGUGAGACAUCCAAGUUGGGCUAUAUUCUUGCAUUAACCAUCUUCAUUAGCAGCAUCCAACCUGUUCUCCAUGGUGUAGCAAUUGGCGCAGGAUGGCAAUUUCUAGUGGCCAUGGUAAACUUUGGAUGUUAUUAUGGUUUGGGUCUGCCAAUAGGAGCAAUUCUUGGCUACAAAACUAAUCUUGGCGUUCAGGGUGUCUGGUCUGCAAUGCUUGGUGGCAGCUUACUUCAAACAAUCAUCCUAUUUGUUAUUAUUGGUCGAACGAAUUGGCACAAAAAGGCACUUCAAGCAGAGGAGAGAGUGAGGACAUUUGGUGGCCCAGUGGAGAGUCAGCUAGGCUCGUGAUGUCGCGGCAUUUUUUAUCAUAUGAUAUACUAACAUUCAUACUCAAUUUUGGGAGAAGUUAGCAGACUUUUCAAGUAAACUAUUAAGUAAAAUUUGACUCUUUACCCACAAAAGUUGGGGGUCUUUUUGAAAACUCUCUUUUCUCCAUUUUUUUUUUGGAUAUACAUAUACCAUAAUUUUUCGGAUUAGACUUUCUCACUUGAAUUACAGCAUCUAAAUAUAUGUGUUUCGACUGAAGCACUUGGUCCAAACAGGUGACUCUUAAUUCAUUUUCUUAUAUGAUGACAAUGGAAAUAGCUCCCCUUAAAGUAUUCAAGAAUUAGGCAUAAAUUACUCACACGACUCUGCUCCACUUGUAUUC